This is a messenger RNA of Bradysia coprophila, 1791 nucleotides long. RefSeq names its product polypeptide N-acetylgalactosaminyltransferase 5-like. The record is from RefSeq and is a predicted model, not a curated record. Lineage: Eukaryota; Metazoa; Arthropoda; Insecta; Diptera; Sciaridae.
CAAUGAAGGCCCUGCAGAUAGUUAUAUUCACUUACACCUUAGUAGUUACCGGUUUCUUUAUUGUUUACUCGUUUUACGAUUAUGAUCUGAACACGACCAUUAAGCAAAAGCGGCCUACCAAUGUUGAGACAUACAUCGAACUGGCAAAAACAUAUCCAAAGUACUAUGAAAGCAAUCUGCAUGUAGAAUGGCCAUUCAAUAUUACGAGACAGUAUAAUGAGUCGGACGUUCGUGAAUGGAGUGAACCGAUUAAUUCACAAAGUAAAUUUUCCAGCGGAAUUGGUGAGGGUGGAUCUGCUUUUGUUCCACCUGACAACAUGAAAGAGUUGGAGGAAAAAUUACGUAAAGAAAACAACUAUAAUCUACUGGCAUCUGAAAUGAUGUCGUUGCAUCGAUCAUUGCCCGAUCCAAGGUACAACGAGUGCAAGAAUUUAUCAUACCCCAAAAAAUUGCCGACAACAAGUGUGAUCAUUAUUUUCCAUAAUGAAGCGUGGACCACCCUGUUGCGCACAGUUUGGAGUGUAAUUGAUCGAUCACCGGUCGAACUGAUCGAGGAAAUUAUUCUAGUUGAUGAUUUGAGCACUUGGUCUUUUUUGAAGCGGCCAUUAGACGAUUACAUCGAAACGAUUCCCGUUCGCAUUAAAUUGAUCAGGAAUGCGAAACGGGAAGGUUUAAUCCGGGCCCGAUUGAUUGGCGCCCAACAUGCUGAGGGACAGGUCCUCACAUUUUUGGACGCUCAUAUUGAAUGCUGCAUGGGCUGGCUCCAGCCAUUACUGGCACGCAUUGCAAAUGAUCGUUCUGUUGUCGCAGUACCACUAAUAGACCCAAUUUCAUCUGCUGACAUGAGUUACACUUACAACCGUGCGACCACUUACAUCAAUGGAUUUCGAAUGUCGUUGAUAUUUAACUGGAGGCCCAUUCCGGAGAGAGAACUCAUCCGAACCCAUAAGGAUAAAACAGCACCAGUUCGAACGCCAACAAUGAUCGGUUGUGCUUUUUCGAUUGAUAAAGAUUUCUUCUUUGAAAUUGGUUCAUAUGACGAAGGUAUGAAUAUAUGGGGUGCUGAAAACAUGGAAAUGUCACUGAGGGUAUGGCAAUGUGGUGGUUCAAUGCAAAUUCUUCCAUGCUCUCAUGUCGCACAUUUAUAUCGAAUAUCGACCUACUCUUAUGAUGGGAAUGCCGAGGCCAUAAAAUUGGGAAAUGGUUUACGAUUGAUAGACGUCUGGAUGCCGGAGUUCAGGGACAUCCUUUAUGCAGUCAAUCCGAGAAAUAGAAACCAUUCAGGCGGUAAUAUAACAGAGCGAGUAGCACUCAAGCAACGACUGAAGUGUAAAGACUUCCGUUGGUAUUUGAAACAUGUCUAUCCGGAAAGCUGUUUGAAUAAUGAAUUUAUUCAUUUUGGCGAGAUUAAAAGUCCGGCGAAAAAACGCUGCUUAGAUAUCUGUGGUGGAAAUGUCGGUGAUCCAGUAAAACUUGUAUCCUGCCACAAUCAAGGUGGAAAUCAAGUUUUAGGUUUAACAAAAGCACAGAAAAUUGUUACAACUGAAGAUCGGUGCUUAGGCGUAGAUAAGAGAUCUGUAAUUUCAGUAACGUGCAUACAAGCACCGCGAUGGAAUUAUGAUAACAAGACAAAUUGGCUAGUACACGUCGAUAGUAAACUUUGCAUGCAGGCCAAAAAGAGAAAAGUUGAAUUAGGAAAGUGUGAUCCGGAUAAUGACACAUUUAAUUGGAAUCUAAUAUCUGCACUUUAACGGACAUCUUUUAUCAUGUUAAAAUCAACGAAUCUCAGAC